GAGAGGGGGAGGUGAAGACAGCCGGGCAAGCUGCAUCUCUGCCAGGCUGCUUCCCAUUCUCCUUGUUUUUUCUGAGCCAGAGCAGUUCGGCACACCCGCUCCGGGUGCCUCCGAGCCCAUCUCGCAACGCCCAGGAUAGUGGGGUGUGAGGUUGGUGGCCAGACACCUGGCCCUCCCUUAGCUCUGCUGGCACAGUCCCAGGACAGGACAUGUCAAGCUGCAACACCCCUGGGGGCCCCACUGCCCUGGACUUUCCGGAAGUCCUGAAGUCCCUACUGGAGUAUUCCUUGCCCUGGACCAACAAGAUGACAGAUAAAGAGAAGGAGAAAAUAAAGCUUGAAGAAGAUGAGGCAGCAGCUGCCAGCACUAUGGCAGUCUCUGCUUCCCUCAUGCCACCCAUUUGGGACAAAACUAUUCCCUAUGAUGGCGAGUCUUUCCACCUGGAGUACAUGGAUCUAGAUGAGUUCCUGCUGGAGAAUGGAAUUCCUUCCAGCCCUACUCACCUGGAUUUGAACCAGAAUCCACUCUUGCCUGUGGCUGAGCUGGAAGGGAAGGAAUCUGCCAGUGCUUCCACUGGUUCUCCUGCAUCAUCCUCUUCCACUGCAGUGUACCAGCAAUCUGAAGCAGCCUCCAGCACAGAAUCCCCACCACAAAAUGAGAGAAAUACACCCAGCCCCAUUGAUCCUGACUGCGUAGAAGUUGAGGUGAAUUUCAACCCUGACCCUGCUGAUUUAGUGCUGUCCAGUGUGCCUGGUGGUGAGCUCUUCAAUCCUCGCAAACACAAGUUUACUGAAGAGGACCUGAAACCACAACCUAUGAUUAAAAAAGCCAAGAAGGUUUUUGUCCCAGAUGAGCAAAAGGAUGAAAAAUACUGGACAAGGCGAAAGAAGAACAAUGUGGCAGCAAAGCGUUCCCGUGACGCCCGGCGAUUAAAGGAGAAUCAGAUCACAAUUCGGGCAGCCUUUCUUGAGAAAGAAAACACAGCCCUGAGGACGGAGGUGGCAGAGCUGCGCAAGGAAGUGGGACGAUGCAAGAACAUUGUUUCUAAAUACGAGACCAGAUACGGACCCUUGUAAGCACACCCUUUUCCUUGUUAGGGCUUUUGUUUUAGCCUCUUAGACUUCUCAGCCUUCUGUAGAGACUCCCAGAAAUAAAGUUUAUGGAGGCUUUGCCAUUUUGCAUCUACACUAAAAAGAAAUCAACAAAACACAAACAUACCCUGUUUCUGUUGGCACAACUCGUUCAGGCCCUUUCCUGAUCAUUCUGUUGUCCAUAAUCUUGGUGUCCAUAUUUAGAACCUUGUUUUCAACACCAAUAGAACAUUUUCUGAUGUCAUACAGUUGAACAGAUUCACCUGUCUGGAGGAAUAAAUGUGGAUCCCUCCAGACUGGAGAGAGCUUUUGCUAUCUGUUCUAACCUUCAUUUUUAAGUGGAGAAAGAGCCUAGGAGAUUCUCCUCUCCUCUCUCUCUCUCUUUUUUUUUCCUUUAUGUUUAAUUUUCAAACUCUUGCUCUUUUCUCCUCUCCAUUCCACCUCCCCCUCCCAGUAAAAGUGUAAAACAUAAUUUUAGAAUAUAAGUAGAUGUUGCUGGGCAGCAUCAUGAAAUUGUUUCCUCUCCCAUUCAGAGGCACUAGAAAGUAUCUGUUGUAUAGAUCUCUGUUCCUGCUGAAGAGGAAUAGGAGAACCUUUAGGACAGGAAGACAGGAAAACAUUCAAUCUCUUGUAAAAACAGAAGUAUUGCAAGGUUAAUCUAUGAAUGUUAUACAGAAUGGAGUCAGUGCAGUUUAGAUUACAAUACUGUCUAAAUGUCUUGAUAGGUUCUAAUCCUGGAUAACUUGCAGAAACCAAGGAGAGAGAAUAGUGAAUCACUCGCUUUAUAUAUGUGGACAAAGUAAUUUGAUGUGGGUUCUAGACUGUGUUUCUACCACCACCCCUCCUUUUUUUCCUUAGGGGAUCUUCCCUCUUGAACUGCUGAUAAAGCAGCAUGUUGCACUUAACUGAGAAGGGAGAUUUAGAAAAAGAGGUCUGGCUGAUUAGGCUGAACCUCGAGUCCCAGCUGUUAAAAAAUGGCCAGCACCUUAGGCUUUGAAAGAAGGGGCUUUUUUAAAGAAGUAAACAAGCCACUGUUAUUUUACUGCACCUUACCUGUUGUGCAAGAGAUUGAGAAAGAGUUUUGGUCCUUUGCCUCGUGAACACACUAUGGGAUAAGCUACACCCACUAUAAACGCGAACAGUUUACCUCACUGUCUCCUGUGUAGCAGUAUAUCUGGUCUCUCCAUGCUUGCUGGUUCUAUCUCCAGCAUGUUUCCUGAUAGAAAAUUAGCACACAAGACUUGCCCUCUGGGAAGUAAUCCAUUCUCAGCACCAAGCACUGCUUCAACAAUAUAUGGUGUUAAAAGAAAAAAAUACACUGUGUGUGAUGUUGAGACCUUCUACAUGACCUACAACUGCAAGAAGUAGAAGCUUUACCAGAAGUAUAUGUCUAGAAGUCCUCUUAACAAGAGAAGCUGUCUUAAGAGAGUGGCUGUGUCAGAACUCUUAGGCUAUACUUCCUGGGAUAAUAUUUAUAUUAAGGAGUAAAUGUGGGAUGGUGAUGUUGCGGGUAGUUGCAGUUCCUCUAUUAAAAUCUGAAAAUACAUUAGAAAAGCAUUAGGGCUUAUUUUCUAUGCUAAAGACUAGCUUGUCUUUAAACAUAAUGUGGAAAUUAUGAGUUUAGAGCAAUUUUGUGUUGAAUUCUUAAGGAAGUGGAGAAGCAGGCUAAUCCACAAUACCUAAUGUAUGCUUUGAACUAUUCCCCCCCCCCCCACUGUUACGCUCUUAAUUUGACUAGAGUGGCUCUUGAUGCAGUGUUGGUCUAAUUUCUUUGAAACAUACUAAAAAUUGUCACCCUUUCAGCAGGGGUUUUUUCUUUCACAGGGUGGUUUGUGGUGGUGAUGGUGGGAAGUAUGUUAUAAAUAAAUUGUCACACUAAACACUUUGCUUUGUUUAAAGUGACUUAUCUGAUUCCGAGUGAUGCAACUUUAAAGACUUUUAAAAACAAAGAAACUAAAAAGCACACAUGAAUCGCCAGUCUUCAGAGUGAGCAGUGAAAUCUGUGAGGUGUCCCAACACAAACAACUGAUGAUGACCCUGCCUGCCUCCUUGCCUGCAAGUACCCCAUCUGACUACCCAGGGCUGGGCAUGAUGAAAAGUGCAAAGUCUCCUUAAUUCUGUAUAUGGCUUUCUUAUCUGUCUUUCUCACUGUAACUAUGAACUACAAUAAGCUUACCUACUGGGGUUUUGUCAAGACACUCAAAGUUCAUGUCUCAAAGUCUGUUGACAGCCUGUGUGAAUGGUGACUCUUCGUUUUGGCACUCAAGUGGAACAAGAGAGGGAGUUUUAAAUGAAAGUGUCAUAUAUAAAGAACUGCUAUAUUUUAAGACUCUUUUCCCUGCAGUAUAAUGAAUUUUAUUUAAUACUGCAGCUCACUUCUGGUACAGUGUAGCGUAUUGUGGAGUACUGUGAGUGCAGAACUAAAGACACCGGGAAGACGGCAGCCCGUAAUGUGUGAGACUUCAGUGCAGAAGAUUACAGCAGAUGUACUGAAAUAAUCCAGAAAGCACCACAGUGUGCCAUACAGAGAGUAAUAAACCUCUAUCAAAUGACCCACUUGAUAAUAAACCACGUCGGUGGCUUUCCUGCUCCACAGCUACACUGCUGUAACCUGCCUUUUCCUUUAGUUCAUUUAUGAGGCUCACUUUCUUUUAUGGUAUCUUGCUGAAAAAGGAUCUAUUCUUCUGCUAACGACUUAGCAGUCAUGGAAAAGGUGCUAUUCUGAGCUGCUGAUCUCCAAGUCUUUUGGCAGUCUGAAACUACCGAAUGAGUAUUAGCUCCAGGAAAACAAUGGCUGUUAGUUGCCAUAUUACCAUUUUCUGUCUCUUGACUGCAGGACAACUGUGGUGCUGAAGGUGGAACAGCCAAUGAUAUCCCACAGUUACAAUGGGCAGCUUAAGAGUGAGGACCCUUGUGCUCAUGUGGGAGGGUAGAUGAAAGCUUGGAUGGAUUGCAGAGAUGUUUAUUGUGUUUAGAAGAUGGAGGAAGUAGGUGGAAGUUCCGUUGUAAGAAUUUCAUCAGCAUAACAAGAAUCUGCUCUUAUAUUAAGGGGAGCUUGAGAGCUAAAUCUGUGUGGGAAGAGCAAGAGUAGUUACUUUCUAGGAAAGGAGUACAGGGCCAUGCUUGUAGCCAAAAUUGAGCUUGUAAGACAGGAGUGUGUUCAUGCCUGGAGAUUAAUGAAUAGCAUACACCUCAAAAAAAAACCAACCUUGAAAGCUUUCUGAAGCACAAGUGCCAAAAUUAUAAGGCAUGACUAGUUACCAGCAUAGCUCAGUGCUAUAAUAUUGAACAAUUAUUUUGACUUUGUGUUUACCCAAGAGAUUCUACCCCUAAUUUCAGAGCAGAAAUACAAAGAGAAAAAUAUGAGAAGCAGCAGCUAAUAUUGUAAGCUUAAUUAAAAAAAAAUCAAAAGCAAGGAUUCAUAACCUGUGUUUGACAGCAUAAGCUUUGUACAGAGCUUAUAUAUUAAAUGUAGUUUUUGACCUAUCAUUUUUAAUGGACAAUGUACUGAAGUAAAGAAAGUGUUUUUAAUUUUUUGCCAGUUACCAAAGUAUACCUAUGAGUGUAUUAUUAUAAAGCUCUGAGAUAAUCUUGGGAUUUUUUUAUCAAAUCGAUAAAUAUCUUAGUUCCAUGUUGCUGAUAUGGCAGCAUAUAUCUCUACCUGUAUUGAGUACUGCUGAUUUGGACUGAUAUUUUUGGUAUGUACUGGUUUUUGCUUUAUUUUGAUGAUAAAAGCCCAAACCAUAGAUUAAGAAAAACAAACCAGCAAGAAAACAAACAACCAUGACAGCAUGUAAAUGUAGCAACUUUUUUCAUUUAUAAUUUCUAAAUUUUCAGUUAGCCCUGGCUGUUCUUAAAUGUCAUGCUUCCUGUUUAAAUCACAAAGCCAAAAGCUAAAUAGCUGGGCAAAGAAGUUGCUUCAUUUGGAUCCUACUGUGCUUAGGAAUAUCUUUUAAAUACUUACAUAUUGUAUACAGGAUUUGGUUUUGCAGUAUGUCAUGACAUUUUAACAGCAAAAUAUUCAGUCAAUGAGAUUAGCAUGUGCAAUUCUAUUGUUUUAUUUCUGUUAUCUUAAAAGCUUACACAGUGGAAACUAACAGUGAAUGUUCAUUAGAUCUUUCUUUCACAGAAGACUGUUAGCAAACAUUUGUGCUUCCCUGUAGGACAAUGCAGAUUUGCACAAUCUGUGAUUUAUAUGUCUACGGGUUGCAAAACUGGAAAAUUGCACUUUAGGGUGAGUGCAGCUCAACUUUUGUAGCUGGAGAAUUUGGUGUUGUUGUUACUAAGAAGCAGUAUCUUUAAAGAUAGAUGAGAGGGUAGUAACUAUUUAAAGGAGUGCAGAUAUAGCCAGACAGAAAAUACUGUGCAAUGCUGAACUCCUUUCUCAGUUUUUGCAGUCUCAGGAAGUUAAGUUUAUUGCUCCAGAGCUCUCUGCUCCUCUCGGAAUGAUUCGCUCUAUCAUUUUGUUUCUUUGACUAGGAUGACAAUCCUAUCUGUAAGUGAUAACUUGGGUAUAUUUUCUUAGUGAUCAUAAGAAGAUAAAUAUUCUUUUAGCUCAAUUUGAAUAUUAAAAUAUGCUGAAUUGACACUAUUAGGGUUUGAAGUUCUCUAGCCUUGGAACAUACUCUGUAGAGGCCAUAAGUUUGCCUGAUGCCAACCUACCCCAUUCCACAAAGGGACCAUCUCCAAGGGGAGAGAAUAAAGGGCAUGUGCACCUUUCAGCAUCACUGCAGGGAUUGCCAGGAAAGAGAGCAGUUCAUGACAACUGUACUUUCAUUAGGAAGAAGAUUGACACCACAUGGCCAUUUCAUAGUACUAACUUUGAAAAUAUGUAAACUGUGGAUGAAAUUUGUGGACAAUGAGUGUUGUUUUACUCUACAGAAGACAGCAGCUAUGAAUAAAUAAUGUGCAAUUUUUAAUACAGUAUUGCUUUCAUACAUGAUGAUCUAAUCUACGUAUAGUGGGUUUGUGUCUAAAAAUUCCAAGAAGCUUAAUCUUUCACCUGUUGCCAAGAUCUGCUCCCACUGAAGCUGGUAACAAAGAUCUCAUUAACUGCCACAGGAAAAGGUCUUUACUCUUAUGUGGUUAUUGUAAAGUUUUAGCAAGUGCUGGAGUCAUGGGUGUCUUUGCUUUCCUCUGAAGCAUUCUGUGCUGGGAUCAGGUGGAUACAUCUCAGAUUGCAGGUGUAGUGUUGCUAAACUGGUCUUGAUAGUUUUGAUAUUCAGAUAAUCUGAACUCUGCUUUUUUUUUUUGGUCCUCCAUGGACAGUGAAAAAGUAGUGUAUUAUAAACUUGUGUUGGAGGAGAAAUGUUUUCGGGUUGUUUGGUUUUUUGCUAAGCGUCUUUUUGCAGUAACAUUUUAUGUCUUUUCUGACAAUUCUCCAUUUCCUUGCUGUGCUGUUUGAAUGCCCAAGGUGUUCUAACUAGAAAUCACUUUCAGCAUUAUCUGCAGGCCUGCUACUAAUUGUACCAAAUCAAUUUUUCAAGUUGGGAGGUGCAGUGGAAGCCCAGCAGCUUUGGGAAUGCUGUAAUAAAACCACUUAUGCAGAUUUUUUUUUUUUUUUGUAGAUAGCAAAAAAUAAUGGACCUGCACAGAGGAGAAUAUUGCUGCUUCAGUAUUGUAAGCCACCUGAGCAUAAAAGGGCUUUGUUCCUUGUGAUCAGGUGCUUUCAUUUCUAGUGAGAGGAAGGUAUCUCAGACCUUUGUAAAAUCCAGAUAGGCUUUUGUUCACCCUUCUAGUUUUAGCUGCUAAGCACAAGAUGAGAAAUGCAAAUUUAUCUUAGUGCAUAAAUCUCAUAUUUUUGGCAACAUACACCUAAAUCCAUAAAGAGCAAAAUCAUUUGUUAGUGCUAGCAUUGUACCUUUGCAGCACUGCCAGACUCAGACUGGCUUUCUAGAUAUUCAGAUAAUUACUCUGGUCUGUAUAUCUGCCACUGUAACAUGGUGAAGAUAUAUAAACUCACAGUUGAAGACUGGGAGAAAGGUAGAAAGAAUAAGCUUAACUAAAUAUCUGUGAGAUGCUAAUUGAGAAAUUACAGUGAUUUAACUCAUCAUCAUGCAAAUUGGCAUACGGAUGUAAUUUGUUAGUUUGAUAGUCUGCUAUCCCUCACGAGUCACUUUUGGAAUGCAAACUUCUUGAAGUUCAGACAUCUACAGGGAGAAAGGAAUCCUUUGAGUAGAUACAUACAUAGAUAUAGAUACUUGGCAAGGAGAGCAAAGAAUGAAAGAGGAAGAGGAGAGUAGUGCAAGAGUCUGACCUGAAUGAAACUGCUAAAACUGACUCACUGUUUACAAUUUUAGGCCAAUUUGGAUCCCCUCAGUUUAGCAUCGUACUGAAGAUAAGUAAUUAUUUAGGUCUUGGGAAUCUCCUUGUCUUGGUCCUACUUCCACAGUCCAGAAAGAAGUGAAACAAAUAUACAGAUAGAGAGAAGAGUUACUGCAGAAAGGCAUGAAAAAAUAGCUGUUGCUUCAACUAAGUGUGCUGUUGUGCUGGGACUUGACCUGCCAAUGUGACGUGGUCAGUGCUGUCUCAUGAGGAAACUACUAUCUGAGGCCCCAAUCUUUUAAGGCCUCAAUUCUGCUGUCAUUUCUGCAUGGGAAGAGCCCUAUAUCUAUAGAGAACCAUGUGGACUUCACAGGAUCUGUUAUUGAAUGUGAAGCUCUGCCCAGGCAGUCAGCUGCAGAAUUGUGUCCUUAACACACUGUCCAGUUGUAGUUAUAGGGCUGUUGAUAUUAAGUGUAAUCUGGGUGCCUGUUAUAUAGCCAAAACCCUUGUUACUUCAUUUUCCUAACUAAGGCAUGAGCAGAAGCCCUUUGCUGUACAACAUCUGUAAAAAACUUUAAAAUGUACUUCACAUACGUCUAGUAAAUUAAGGCAUGUGAUUUUGGUCUGUGGGUCUCAACAAACCUUGCUCGUGUACCUGCCUGAAUGUUUUCCUAGAUCUGCAGCUCCGUUUCAGUGAGAAGGGAUGGUGGGAUUUGGUCUCUCCAGGGGGCACAAUAGCAGCUCUCACCUGUCCCACUGCGGUGACCGCUUGCUACUGGCCAGGAUCAGGGAUGGAUGCAUCCUCUGCACUUUUAUGUGAAGUUGUCUGAAAUAUGGUGAUUAACAUAAUUAUUGGAAUACUGUAUUUUGUAUAACUUAGAACAUGUAAAUACACUUCUAAAACUAAUCUGUUCUAUGAAGUAAUAAAUAAGUGCUUCCAUUGUAAUAUCUGAAUAUUGUUAAUGCUUCAUGUAGCUUGAUUUGGGAUUAUUUCUUUCCUAGAGAACUACAGAAAUCAAAACAAAGAUUGAUGUUGUGGAAUUCUAGUCUAGUUGUGAUGCUUUCUAUCAACAAAAAAUGUUUUAAAAAUAAUAAUGAGCUACUUAAGCAGAGAAACUAAGAUUUUGAGGGAACUGAUUCUCUUCCAGUCUUUCUUUAACAGUAGUCACUGAUUACAUUCAUAAUUCUACUCUUCCCAUCCUGUUAGCUGGACAGUUGAUUUGUUUGUGAGUAGCAUUUGGAAAGCAGCAAUAUUAAAUUAUUUGUAAACUUCAGUGACUGAGGAAAACUAAAGCUGGGUGGUUUUUGUUGGGUGUGUUUUUUUAACUAUUCUCUCUUUUGGCUCAAACAGAUCUGUCUCCACCCUUCAGCCAGACUGCAGCAAGUUGCAGUGCAACAGUGAGUGACUGUUACUGAAGCUCAUUUGUGACUUAGAUAGUCUACAUCUUUAUUAGUUCCAUUAUGUACACAGAUGACACAGGUUUCCUGUUGUGGUGUGCAGAGAGAAAGUGAUUAAUGACUUGUGCUUUUGCUGAGUACAUGUUCACUGGAUGCUGCACAGCUGGACCUUUCAUCAGAUUUCAUGGCCUUUUCUAUCUUGUGUUAAAAAGAAAAAAAGUAGAAAACGGUGGAGUAAGAAUCAUAAGUAGUCUGCUAGGAAAUCUGAACGCUUGGGUUUUGAGGAGGAGGUGAGAUUAAUCCAUCAGCCUUCAUGUAAAGAGAUUAACCUGUGAUGACACUUUCUCCAGCCAUCAUGUAACUUUGUCUUUAAUGCUGUACUGGAGCAGUCUCUUCUCUGGUAACAGCUGUGUCUGCAGUGUUCCAUAAAUGACAAAGCCACAUCUUUUGUAGUGGGCAGAGACAAUGGCAUCUCUUUUUAUUUUCUUCUAUUUUCUUUCCUCCUCUCUGUGUCUCUAGGCUGUAAAAUAGCUAUGAAACAGCUAAGCAAAUGUGCAAGUUAUUCUGAAAACUCUGUUCUUGUUAAGCUUUUUCACACAUACAGUUUUUAACUGAAUAAUUUGAGGGAACUCCUAUCUGCUAUAUUUGGCCUGAAAUUUGUUGCCUCUUGGAUAAAAGUAUUUUUUUGUCUUCAGAUGUGACACUGAUCUGUCCCAUUCAUUCAGUGGGAUGGAUGAUAAAUCUGCACAGUAUUUAUAUAAGAUACAAAUCUGAUCUUAGUUUUACUGUGUGUUAAGUUGUUUAAUCUCUUGGAUGUCUACUCCUUGAGGUUGUCUAUAUAAUUCCUGUAUAUGUAGCUGCUUUCUGAAGCAGUCCAUCAAGAGCAUUUGAGAUCAUCCUGACUGAAAAAUUCCAUAGAAGUGAAAGUGAUAAUAAAGCUUGUGAAGUAGCUGGGUAAAACUGUAUUGCCAUAAAUGGUUUUAUUUAUAUAUGGAUCUUCUGUCCCAAACUGCUUAUUUUGUACAUAAACCUAAACACUCCUGGCAGCUGAUGGGUGAAAAUAAAGGUGCUUAAACAGCAAUCUAAUGAGGAAAGGGCAUUUCACUAUUACAGAGUUGGUAUUAUUUUAUAUUUCCAUUUAUUACACUUUUUUAAAUGUAUAAACCACAGAUUUGAAUUCUCAAAGUCUUCAGCUUGGAUUUUGUGAGUAGUUUAAAUCCUCUCACCUCUCUGCUCGUAACUGGUUUUUAAGAAAAGAAAAGCUUUUGUUUAAAAUGUAAAAUUUUGACUGUAUUAAAUUCUGUUAGUACCCUUCCUUUUUAAGAAAUAAAAUGUAUAUUCCACUA
Camarhynchus parvulus is the source of this 10099-nucleotide messenger RNA. It is a transcript of the gene TEF, whose product is annotated as TEF transcription factor, PAR bZIP family member. Gene Ontology annotation, molecular function: DNA-binding transcription factor activity, RNA polymerase II-specific; RNA polymerase II cis-regulatory region sequence-specific DNA binding. Lineage: Eukaryota; Metazoa; Chordata; Aves; Passeriformes; Thraupidae. Gene Ontology annotation, cellular component: nucleus. The transcript has 4 exons. Gene Ontology annotation, biological process: regulation of transcription by RNA polymerase II. The record is from RefSeq and is a predicted model, not a curated record. The coding region runs from base 210 to 1076 and encodes 288 amino acids.